GUCAGUGUCGGGACUCGGGGCUGUCGGUUUGACCGGCCAGUCAUUGAACCGUGUGACCAAAGCAGGAAAAGUCGGCCAAUGUGUGCGGCGGGUGGAGCUUGGUAUUUGUUUAACUGCGUGGUCAGGGCACUUUUGUUAACCUGGACCCCACGGGAAGAACGUGCCCUGUAAAUGCCACAAACCAGGAUCUCUCUGUCUUCUGGCCACCAAGUGGGAAGGCAGCGAUGAAGGUUGUGAAGACAGGUUGUGAAGUGGCAGCUGGUGAUUCCUCAACGCCUGCAUCUGGGUCUGCAGCCCAGCGAGAGACCAAAGCCUCACAGGUGGGUGAUCCGGGCAAGGAGGCGGCGACUUCAAAUCAGGUACCUUUGGUGAAACACAAUGGAACUUCUGUCUACACGUGUGUGGAACAAAGGCCGAGGAGUGCGCGGCAGGCCGUGGCGGGGGUUGAAUUGGAGGCCAACCUGAGUGAACCCGUGCCUCUGCCCGCUGGGAUCAGGACUGCCUGUGUCCGUGUUGUUGGCAUGACCUGCCAUUCAUGUGUGCAGUCAAUACAGACCCAGCUGUCCAAACAGAAGGGGAUUGUGGGCAUCGAGGUGUCUCUCGCAGAGAGCAAUGCCACGGUGUGGUACACCCCCUCAAUCAUCUCCAUUCAGCAGGUAUGUGAGGCCAUUGAUGACAUGGGGUUCGAGGCGACCCCACCGCUGGAGAAGGAGGCUGGCGGAGCGGGCGAAGCGGUGGUCAGCUUGCGGGUGGAAGGCAUGACCUGCCUCUCGUGCGUCAGCCUGAUCGAAGGCAAACUCGGGAGGCUGCAGGGUGUGCUGGAAGUCACCGUCUCCCUGAGCAACCGGCGGGCAGUAAUCAUGUACCAGCCUCGUCUCAUCCACCCAGAGCAGCUGCAAAGGCAUAUUAAUGAGGCGGGAUUCAAAGCCGCCAUCGAGAGCAGGACCAGCUCUGCCAAACGAGCUCUGAACAAUUCCAUAAGCUCACAAGAUGGAAAGCGCAACCAGUCGCCAACGCCCAAGGACAGAAGGCCAGGCGUGGCCAGGAGCCUUGUGAUGGUGAAUUUCCACAUAGAGGGCAUGCACUGCAGGUCCUGUGUGUCCAACAUUGAGGGGACAGUCAGGGAGCUGCCAGGGGUACAGAGCAUCUCAGUGUCUUUGGAGGACCAGAAAGCUAUAGCAGAAUACAACCCUCUCCUGACAAAUCCAACAUUACUAAAGUCAGUUAUAGAGGCUCUACCACCAGGGAAAUUUAAAGUACAUCUUCCCGAUGGGAUGAAGAUGGUAAGUGAGACUUCAUUCCCAAUUUCCAACACGCCAUUACUGCAGCAACCAGGAGGUACCUCUGCUCAACACCCUCAACCCCCCGCUCGUGCUGAGGUUGACACUGGAGGGAUGACUGAUAAUUCUUGUGUCCAGUCAAGACAGAGUGAGAUCUCACAAAGGAAAGAUGUGAAAUUGAUUCAUGUGUUACCGGCCAAUGAGCUGGGAAUGAUCCACUUUGACCCAGCAGAGACAAAGACGGAGCGACUGAACACGGCUGUAAAUGCAACAGCGUCUGUGUCCUCCCUAUCUGCAGAGUCUUCAAGACAUUCCACUGCAAAACGAAAAGGUCCCUCUGUUGAGAGUUUGAAGCUCGUAUUGCCAACUGAUGACUGUGACCUUGAAUUUCUACCAUUCAUGGACAUACCCAGUGACCACAGCUUUGAGAAGGUGGAAAAAUGUUUUGUGCAGAUCACUGGUAUGACUUGUGCUUCCUGUGUGGCCAAUAUUGAAAGAAAUCUUCAAAAAGAAGAAGGUAUCCAUUCUGUUCUGGUGGCACUGAUGGCGGGAAAAGCAGAGGUGAAAUAUUAUCCGGAUAUCGUCCAACCUGCUACCAUUGCUGAAUUCAUCACAGAGUUAGGUUUUGGAGCAACUGUGAUACAAGACGAGCCCUCAGCUGGGAAACUGGUGCUUAACAUUACAGGAAUGACCAGUGCUUCUUGUGCCCACACCAUUGAGUCCAAGUUGACGAGAGUUGAGGGUGUUUUGUACGUGUCAGUGGCCCUGGCCACCAGCAGAGCCCACGUCACUCUGGACCCGGAGCUGCUGGGUCCACGGGACGUCGUCAGGAUGAUCCAGGGACUCGGAUUUGAAGCAUCGUUAGUCAAAAGAGAUACAGCCUUGCACAAUCUGGAACAUAAAGAGGAAAUUAAGCAGUGGAGGAAGUCUUUCUUGUUCAGUCUUAUCUUUGGCAUCCCGGUCUUUGGCCUCAUGGUGUACAUGAUAGUGAUGGACAAACACAGCGGCUCCAUGCCACCCGAACAGAACGUCCUCCCCGGUUUAUCCAUCCUGAACCUGGCUUUCUUUAUUCUUUGUACUCCAGUUCAGAUUUUUGGAGGAUGGUACUUCUACGUUCAAGCCUACAAGUCUCUGAAGCACAAAUCUGCCAAUAUGGAUGUGCUGAUCGUUCUGGCCACUACGGUGGCAUAUCUCUACUCCUGUAUAAUACUGAUUGUGGCCAUGGCAGAAAAGGCAGAACAAAGCCCAGUGACUUUCUUCGACACUCCACCAAUGUUGUUUGUCUUCAUUGCCUUGGGGAGAUGGCUGGAGCAUAUAGCAAAGAGUAAGACUUCAGAAGCACUGGCAAAGUUGCUCUCACUGCAAGCUACGGAGGCCACGGUGGUUACACUGGGACCAGACAACUCCAUACUGGGUGAAGAGCAGGUAGGUGUGGAUCUAGUUCAGAGAGGUGAUAUUAUAAAGAUCGUUCCUGGAGGCAAGUUUCCUGUUGAUGGGAAAGUCGUGGAAGGUUGCUCUAUGGCAGAUGAGUCUCUGAUUACAGGAGAACCUAUGCCAGUUGUGAAAAGACCAGGAAGUAUAGUGAUUGCUGGAUCUAUUAAUGCACAAGGAACUCUGUUGAUUAAAGCAACCCAUGUUGGUUCAGACACGACAUUAUCACAGAUUGUCAAACUAGUAGAAGAAGCACAGACAUCAAAGGCUCCGAUUCAGCAACUCGCAGAUAAAUUGAGUGGAUAUUUUGUCCCUUUGAUUGUUGUCAUUUCUGUGCUUACGCUCAUUACCUGGAUUGUCAUUGGGUAUGUUGACUUCAACAUCAUGAAGAAACACCUAUCGGGCUACAACACAAACAUCUCCAGAGCUGAGCUGAUUGUCAGAUUCGCGUUUCAGACCUCCAUUACGGUUCUGUCCAUCGCAUGCCCCUGCUCGCUGGGACUGGCCACUCCGACGGCUGUCAUGGUGGGAACAGGGGUCGGUGCUCAAAAUGGCAUCCUCAUUAAGGGUGGAGAACCGCUGGAGAUGGCACACAAGAUAAAAGUGGUGAUGUUUGACAAGACUGGGACAAUCACCCAGGGUGUUCCUCAGGUAAUGAGGGUUCUUGUACUGGGAAACAUUGCUCAACUAUCCCUGAAGACACUGCUUGCAGUUGUAGGCACUGCAGAAGCCAGCAGUGAACAUCCUCUUGGAAGUGCCAUCACCAAAUACUGCAAGGAAGAGCUUGGCACAGACGUGCUUGGGCACUGUACAGAUUUUCAGUCUGUUCCAGGCUGUGGCAUCAGCUGCAAAGUUGCCAACGUUGAAACUGUGCUGAAGAAAAGUGAACAGAGUCCCAGUAAGGAGCGAGAGCAGAGUGGAGAGUUAAUGCAGAUCCGUGACUCACACAAUAUAGUGUCCUCACAGAUAACUGGAGCAGAAGGAACAGUGAUUUCCCAAGCGUACUCUGUGUCGAUUGGAAACCGGGAGUGGAUGAUACGCAAUGGGUUGCAUGUCGGGAAUGAUGUCGACGAGGCGAUGAUUAGUCACGAAAUGAAAGGACAGACAGCAGUGCUGGUGGCUGUAGAUGGUACGCUGUGCGGGAUGAUGGCAAUCGCAGACACUGUCAAGCCUGAGGCCGCCCUGACUGUGUGCACCUUGCAAAACAUGGGAGUGGACGUGGUGCUUCUGACAGGGGACAACCACAAAACCGCAACCGCCAUUGCCAGCCAGGUUGGCAUCAGAAAAGUGUUUGCAGAGGUCCUCCCCUCUCAUAAAGUAGCCAAGGUCCAGGAGCUUCAGGAUCAGGGUAAAACAGUGGCAAUGGUUGGAGAUGGCGUCAAUGAUUCUCCUGCCCUGGCUCAAGCCGAUGUGGGAAUCGCCAUUGGAACUGGCACAGACGUGGCAAUUGAAGCAGCCGAUGUGGUGCUGAUUAGGAAUGAUCUGCUAGAUGUUGUUGCGAGUAUUGAUUUAUCAAAAAAGACAGUUUCUCGAAUUCGCAUCAAUUUUGUGUUUGCCUCAAUUUACAACCUGGUGGGAAUUCCUAUUGCAGCUGGAGUGUUUCUCCCUUUGGGCCUGGUGCUACAGCCAUGGAUGGGGUCAGCUGCAAUGGCAGCUUCCUCUGUUUCUGUUGUGGUCUCCUCGUUACUGUUGAAACUCUACAAGAAGCCAGAUCCAGAAAAACUUGAUUCUCAGGCACAAGGCCGCAUGAAGCAAUUGACGCCGUCACAAGUUAGUGUGCGUAUAGGAAUGGAAAACAAACGCCGAGAUUCUCAGAGGCUCAAGAACAAUGACAUAUUUCGACGAAUCAGCCGAUUAUCUCUGAACUCAUUGACUUCUGACAGGCGAUCUAAUCGGAUACAAUCUCUUCGUGAGGAACAUGAUGAAUGGUCCCUGCUGGUUGGAGCACCCAAUGAAGAGCAUUGUAUCUAAAGACUGAUGUGAAUUAUGAAUAGAUAAAUAUAUUUGUAAAAAAUCAUGUCUAAAUGAUGCCCAUUCAACUCAAACCUUACUGAAUGGCUUACAGCUGCAGAAAUACUUAUCAGGUGUAUCCUUAUUUGAUGUACUUCAUUCAUUGUGUAUGACCAAGCUGAUUUAUUAAUUCUCACCACCUUUGAACCAAAUGUGUACAGUCUUUCUCAAAGAACAGUUUAAGGUUUAUGUUUAUGAAAAGGCAUUUUGUAAUUAAUUAAUUAAUACUAAUUGUUUUACUCUUAGUGUACACGUCCAAAAUAUUGUAUUAUUUUAUUAUUUUAGACACUAAACCCACAAUACACUGCAUUUCUGAACAAACAGAAUUGCAAUGAAUAUUAUCACUAUAAAUAUUGAUAUCUUUAAAGAUUACUUGACUUGAA
Messenger RNA from Amblyraja radiata (thorny skate), 5104 nucleotides. RefSeq names its product copper-transporting ATPase 2. Gene Ontology annotation, molecular function: ATP binding; P-type divalent copper transporter activity; copper ion binding. NCBI's taxonomy places the organism in Eukaryota, Metazoa, Chordata, Chondrichthyes, Rajiformes, Rajidae. The record is from RefSeq and is a predicted model, not a curated record. The coding region runs from base 225 to 4682 and encodes 1485 amino acids. Gene Ontology annotation, cellular component: membrane. Gene Ontology annotation, biological process: monoatomic cation transport; copper ion homeostasis. The transcript has 21 exons.